AUGGGUUUAGAUCAAUUGACAGUAUCAAAAUUGAACUGGUACAUUACAUAUCUCUCAACUUUCCUCAAUAUUCAUCAAGCACGGUUGUUGACUGAAAUACUAGGUGAGACUAGAAGUUCAAAAGGUUCCGGUCAAAUUCAUUUUUUCCUCUAUCACCAUGUCAAGAAAGAUACUAGCUAUUCCACUGCAGCAACUGAAUCUGUGCUAAGUUCUAACACAAGAUCAUUGACCAAAGCCAAAUUGCUCGAGCCCCGACGUGAACUUCUCCUCAUCAAAGGAAAAGCUCAACUACACACUCAGAUAUGUUCUAAUCAGGAUUUGAAAAUCGAGCAGUUCUUAAAUUCAUGUACUACGGCGUGA
This is a messenger RNA of Sclerotinia sclerotiorum 1980 UF-70, 360 nucleotides long. RefSeq lists its product with no specific name. Bases 1 to 360 code for a protein of 119 amino acids. The record is from RefSeq and is a predicted model, not a curated record. Lineage: Eukaryota; Fungi; Ascomycota; Leotiomycetes; Helotiales; Sclerotiniaceae. The transcript is spliced from 2 exons.